AUGCUGCGUUCUCCAAAUGGAGCCCCGCGCGGCAGGGCCGCGCCGCAGCCCCCUGCGGACGCGCGCGCCGCGGAGCGGAGCGGGGCCGGCCGCGGCGCGGUAACCGCCGUCCUGCGCCGCCGCCGCCCCGCGGGGGCUGCCGAGGGGCUCGGGGCGGGCCCAGGCGUCGAACGGGCGAGGCGGCGGCUGUGCGGCCCAGCCGGGGCCCUCGGUGCCUCGUGGCUGAUCGCGGCCCGGUGGUGCCCAGGUUUGCUAGGUCCGUGCGGCAGGGCACAGAAUGACACGUUCCCUGCCCCGAGGAGCUUACAGCCCAAGGCGGAUCCGGCAGCGCGAGGGCGCAGCAGCAGUUCAUUAGGACUUAACUUACUCCGGGACUACAGAGGAGAGAAAGUGACAGCUCCAAAGGCCUCUUGGGAUGGCAGGAUGGGUCUGACAACGCAAGGUGUGAUAGAAUGCCAUGAGGUUACAGCAAGAGAAUUCCAGGAUCCGGUGCCCAGACGAAGGCUGAGCAAAUUGUCUUUACAAUUCAAGGGGAAGGAAUGGGAAGCGUUAAAAAAAGAACCAUGA
This is a messenger RNA of Rhea pennata, 567 nucleotides long. Its product is annotated as collagen alpha-2(I) chain-like. The transcript has 4 exons. The record is from RefSeq and is a predicted model, not a curated record. The coding region runs from base 1 to 567 and encodes 188 amino acids. NCBI's taxonomy places the organism in Eukaryota, Metazoa, Chordata, Aves, Rheiformes, Rheidae.